GUGACGGGGAGCUGGGUCAGUGCUGGGCUGGAGCUGAGCACAGGAGGAACCAGAGGGAAAGAAGCAGGAUUGAUCCCAUCUGGGUCUGAACCAUUGCUCCCCGCAGGUUGAACCGUGCUCCGUGUGAAGAUGGAUUAUGCCAAGUCCCUGAGCCUGCGCCUGGCUGCUCCUGUCUCCAAAUGUGUCUCGGCAAGCGCUUCCAUGACCCAACAACUGCUGUCAAUUCCUGCCUCACGGCCCCGACCCUUCCGUGUCUGCAACUGGGACCGCAGCAUGCGGAAGGGCAUCAUGGCACAGAGCCUCUCCGAGCUGCUGCACCAGGCUCAGACUGCCCUGCUCACUCCUGAUCCCAUCUCACUGGUGCUGGAUGAGGAUGGCACCGCGGUGGAGACGGAGUCUUUCUUCCAGACGCUGGAGGAGGGCACGGUGCUGAUGGCCCUGAGCAAGGGGCAGACCUGGGCUGCCUCCAAGACCCCUGGAUACCAGCUGAGCCUGUCCCACAAGCCCCCUCGGAGGAUCGAUGUCGCCCGUGUCACCCUUGAUCUGUACAAGACCAGCCCCCGGGAUCUGGGCUGCCUCAAUGUCAAAGCCACGCUCUAUGGCACCUACAGCAUGUCCUAUGACCUGCGCUGCUAUGGGGCCAAGCGGCUGAUGAAGGAAGCUCUGCGCUGGACACUCUUCACCAUGCAGGCCACUGGCCACGUCCUGCUUGGCACCUCCUGCUACAUGCAGCAGAUCCUGGAUGCCACAGAGGAGCCCAAGGAGGCAGAGAGCAGCCCAGCACUGCAGACCCCCCUCAGCCUCCCCCCCCUGCCCUGCAAGAAGACCCUGCAGUGAGCACUGGGUGCUCUGUCCCCCUCCUUUGCCACUUACCCUAAUGCCGGGGGG
Molecule: messenger RNA, 888 nt
Organism: Melopsittacus undulatus (budgerigar)
Lineage: Eukaryota; Metazoa; Chordata; Aves; Psittaciformes; Psittaculidae
Gene: CIDEC
Product: cell death activator CIDE-3
Exons: 5
Coding region: 130-837 (235 amino acids)
Biological process (GO): apoptotic process; regulation of apoptotic process
Source: RefSeq, a predicted model, not a curated record